AGCACCCAAGGGCCGGUGGUUCCGUUUUAUCACUUCCGCUUCCUGUUUCCAGGCUUAACUCCGGCCCGGGUUCAGCGUUCGAGCUACGAGUUGUGUCGUCGCCACAAUGAUUGAGGUGGUUUGCAACGACCGUCUCGGAAAGAAAGUCCGCGUUAAGUGCAACACUGAUGACACCAUUGGCGACUUGAAGAAACUGAUAGCUGCUCAAACUGGCACCCGCUGGAACAAGAUCGUUCUUAAAAAGUGGUACACGAUUUUUAAGGACCACGUGUCUCUGGGAGAUUAUGAAAUCCACGAUGGGAUGAAUCUGGAGCUUUAUUACCAGUAGAGGGGAAUUCCUCCUCCUCCUCCUCGCCCCACUCUGCCCUGCCCUGCCUUCCUCUCCCACCCUCACUUGACACUGGUGUAGAUGGUCAUUUUUAACAGUCCACAUGAAUAAAAACAUGGCUGCUGCUUUACUGCUGUCA
Messenger RNA from Mus pahari (shrew mouse), 467 nucleotides. RefSeq names its product ubiquitin like 5 (gene Ubl5). The coding region runs from base 107 to 328 and encodes 73 amino acids. The record is from RefSeq and is a predicted model, not a curated record. Gene Ontology annotation, biological process: protein modification process; mRNA splicing, via spliceosome. NCBI's taxonomy places the organism in Eukaryota, Metazoa, Chordata, Mammalia, Rodentia, Muridae. Gene Ontology annotation, cellular component: nucleus; cytoplasm. Gene Ontology annotation, molecular function: protein tag activity; protein binding. The transcript has 5 exons.